Messenger RNA from Trichoderma asperellum CBS 433.97, 174 nucleotides. The record is from RefSeq and is a predicted model, not a curated record. Lineage: Eukaryota; Fungi; Ascomycota; Sordariomycetes; Hypocreales; Hypocreaceae.
AUGCACCACCACCACCACCCACAAAAUCAAGAAAGAGCUUUCAAUAUGUUAAUCCUCACUGUCUCUAGGCUAUGUAAGUUUUCACCUUCACCUUUAACCUGGUGGUGCCCUUCUGUCGACUUCUGUAAGUUUCGGCCUUGCGACCAUACUGCCCCUGUAGUCAAAUCAUGUUGA